Triplophysa dalaica is the source of this 459-nucleotide messenger RNA. RefSeq names its product cytochrome c oxidase assembly protein COX14 homolog. Bases 6 to 272 code for a protein of 88 amino acids. Lineage: Eukaryota; Metazoa; Chordata; Actinopteri; Cypriniformes; Nemacheilidae. The transcript is spliced from 2 exons. The record is from RefSeq and is a predicted model, not a curated record.
UGCGCAUGCGCAUAACCCACCUCACGCUGACAUUGAGAACACAGGCACAUUUCCUCAGUUUUACUCUCGGAUUACUAAACAGGUCCAUCAUGGUCCUCGGAAAGCGCAUCGCUGAUGCGGGAUACAAGAUCUUCUCGGGCUCAAUGAUGCUGUUGACAGUAUAUGGUGGAUAUCUGUGCGUCCUCCGGGCUAAGAGAUACAUGGACAAACAGAACCAACUACAGCUGGAGGCACCAAACCAAAGCACAGAUUCAGAAGCCAUCAAAGACUGAGACAUCUUUACAUUUAUCAUGUCAAGUGUGUGUGUGACUCUAAAUGUGGCAACGAAGAUGAUGUAGAUAGAAACAGGAUCUGCUUUUUGUGAGGUUCUCAAUGAAAGUGUUGCUAUGGAAACAUCCUGUCCAUUUUAUGUUGUAAUAUAUUAAAAAUAAAGUAUCUUGUAUAAUAAGAUCAUCAUGA